Molecule: messenger RNA, 476 nt
Organism: Pseudomassariella vexata
Lineage: Eukaryota; Fungi; Ascomycota; Sordariomycetes; Amphisphaeriales; Pseudomassariaceae
Exons: 1
Source: RefSeq, a predicted model, not a curated record
AUGGCACCAAGGAAAAACCCCCCGCUCGCAACGUCUAAGGAGCCAGAAGCACAAGUCGAACCACGAACGCGGAGCCCGACGGAGGAGGAUAUCGAUUCGAAUCAGAGGAUCGCUGACUUAGAGGAACAAGUGCAGGAGUUAGAUGCGGAGCUGCAAAACUACAAUGCGCGAGUUCGGGAACAGGAGCGGAUGAUCAACAGUCUCAAGGAAACAAUCGAUGCGAAAGAUCGCACGAUCAUCCAGCAAGCGCAACAAAUCGCAAACUGUAGUAGACCAACUACAAUACUACCAUCUGUAGAGGGUCCGCAGAUACGUGGCAGUACGGACGGGAAUAGGAAAGGAGCUGACGUCGUCAUUUUGAAAAAUGGCAUAGACCCUACUGUUACCAAUUGGAUUAUGCUGAUCAGGGAUAAAUUCCAGGACGAGCCGAUGAACUAUCCCGAUGAACAGAGUCAAAUUCGGUACUGCAGGAAAAG